CCCAAGGCGACUGCUUGUUGACCCAGGCAGCGUUCCCUGCUAUCAAUUGCGUCUACGCGCGCACAAUCGUCGUGGAGCAUGCCUGCUAAACUGCCUAAACCCAGUGGCCCUGUCGUUCUCCUCUGGCACCGAACCGACCUCCGUCUCCACGAUGCCCCCGCGCUCACCGCUGCAUUGGAGCUCAAGCCCUCCGUGUUCAUCCCCGUUUGGACCUGGGAUCCUCACUACGUCUAUCGCGCCCGAGUCGGACCAAACCGCUGGCGCUUCCUGCUCGAGUGCCAACAAGAUCUAUCCGCCGCCUACACCAAGCUGAACCCGAAACAGAAGCUCUGGCUCGUGCGCGAAGCCCCACAGACGGUCUUCCCGAAGCUGUGGAAGACCUGGGGCGUGACACAUCUGGUAUUCGAGAAGGACACGGACGCUUACGCGCGGGAUCGCGACAAUGAGGUGGUAAGACUGGCGGAGAAGGCGGGCGUGACCGUGGUGAUCAGGAGUGGGCGGACAUUGUUCGACUCCGAUGAGAUCGUCCGAGUCCACGAUCGCAAGCCAACGAUGAGCAUCACGCAGCUGGAGAAAGCCGCCGAGAAGCUCAACGGCGGAGUUCCGGACCGACCACUGGAUCCGCCGUCCAGCGUCCCGGACCCCUGGGAUGAGAAUCGCAUGGAUUUGAGUAGAUUGAUCCAGGACAUCCCCGAGGCAGAACCAGAUGUCAACUCCGAGCACCGCACGAAGAAAAGUGAAACACAGUACCAGAACAUAAUGGGUCCGAAGCGGGAUUUUGCCGUUCCCACACUGAAGGAACUGGGGAUUGACCCGGCGCAGGCCACGACACCGCAUCGAGGGGGCGAGUCGGUGGCGCUCGGGAUCUUGGGUGACUGCAUCCGCGAUGAGGAAUAUGUCGGGACAUUUGAGAAGCCCAAGACUUCUCCCGCCGCCUUCGAGCCUCAGGCUACCACGUUGCUGUCGCCGCAUCUGCAUUUUGGAUCAUUGUCGGUCCGCAAGUUUUGGUGGGACGUCGAUGCAGUGCUCAAGAAGAGGAAGACCGAGAAAAGGCCGGUCGCCCAACUCCCUACUAAUCUGCCGGGCCAACUGCUCUUUCGUGACAUGUACUUUGCUGCUCAAGCUGCGCUGGGGUACGCCUAUGCGCAGACCCAAGGGAACAGAAUUGCACGCUUUGUGCCAUGGCAUCUCCAGUCCAAUUACUCCGAAGUGCCACGAGGGGAACAUCUUCUGGACGGAACGUACACGAUCGACAAACCCGAAGCAGAGACUUGGUUCCGACGGUGGAAACACGGUCGAACAGGAUUCCCGUGGAUCGACGCACUCAUGCGUCAGCUGAAACAGGAAGGCUGGAUACAUCACCUCGGACGACACAGUGUAGCAUGCUUCUUGACGCGGGGUGGCUGCUACGUGAGCUGGGAGCGAGGAGCAGAAGUCUUCGAGGAAUGGUUGGUUGACCACGAGACUGCUUCCAACGUCGGAAACUGGAUGUGGCUCUCCUGCACUGCGUUCUUUUCCCAGUACUACCGCUGUUAUUCCCCGGUCGCGUUCGGCAAGAAAUGGGACCCGGAAGGCCACUUUGUCCGCCGCUACUGCCCAGAGCUGGCGCAGUUCGACAAGAAGUACAUCUACGAGCCGUGGAAGGCGCCCAUCGCCGACCAGAAAAAAUGGCAGUGCAGGGUCACGGGCGACGGUUCAGCCAGCCGAGAUGAGGCCAGUGGCCUGCCCGCCUAUCCCAAACCGAUGUUCAAUUUUGAUGAGCGGAGGGACUUCUGCAUCAGUCAGAUCAAGCAUGCGUAUGAGGUGAAUUUUUACGGGGAUGAUGCCAAAGUCAUGGAUGGGUCGUGGAAGGAAGUGUUCGACUUUCAUGAUGAGGGAGGCAAGGUUGUCGACGAGACCACGGGCCAAGACGCGAAGCAACUGACGGGUGGGAUCCGGAAGCGAUCGGGCGGUGAUGAGGAGCUUGACGGUGACAACACGCAUGGCUUGGAUGGAGCGAAGGAGGAAGAACCGAGCCCGAAACGAAAGAGGUGACCGAGUCUCGGGAAUGGGGUGAAAGGAGUGUCUUUGGACUUUAUACAUGACUGACUUAGACAUUGAUCAAAAACAUCGA
This is a messenger RNA of Aspergillus homomorphus CBS 101889, 2113 nucleotides long. Its product is annotated as deoxyribodipyrimidine photo-lyase. The transcript has 2 exons. Gene Ontology annotation, cellular component: cytoplasm; nucleus. The record is from RefSeq and is a predicted model, not a curated record. Lineage: Eukaryota; Fungi; Ascomycota; Eurotiomycetes; Eurotiales; Aspergillaceae. The coding region runs from base 79 to 2034 and encodes 651 amino acids. Gene Ontology annotation, biological process: circadian regulation of gene expression; entrainment of circadian clock by photoperiod. Gene Ontology annotation, molecular function: FAD binding; DNA binding.